AAACAAACAACAAAAUAAAUUGAAAAAAUAUUUGUGUUUACAAAUGUUGCAAAUUUACUAUUGAAAAAUUUAAUCAAUUAAAAUUAAAUAAGAAAAAUUAGAGAUUUUCUUCUUUGUUUAAGAAAAUAAAAAGAUAAAAUUCUUAUUUUUAUGAACCAAAGACCUAUUUCAAUCCCUUUGAAAAUAUAAAGACCUCAAGUGGUUUAUUCGAUUUAUAUUUGCAAAGCGAAAUCCGGUGUCUCAGAUUUUAACUACUAAAUCAGCACACAUAAGUAUAUUAUAUUCCCUUGAACUCCGUAAGUCAUAUCUAUGACUGUUGAAUUUUUGGAAAAUUUAAUUGUGAAUCUAACUUUAAUUAUCAAAUUUUUAAGGAACAGAUUUGUGAGCAGGUUUUAUAGAAGUUAAAUUCAAUAUUUAAUUAGCAUUGUUUGAAAAUAAAAUAUAUUAUAAUUAAAAAAAGAAGAUUCAAGAAGUCAAAGAGGUUUUUUCUUCAGCUAUCACCUUACAAAAACAAUUUUUUCUUAUUGGGACGAACAUUGAUUCGCUUUAAAAUAAAUGGAACCCACUAUUAAUUUUGGAUUCUCUUUACCCGCAAAUUUAGCACAAAUGUCAUCAGCUGCAAUUGGGUCACCUUUUCCACCACCAUCCCUGCCUCCACCGCCUCUGACAUCAUCGCAAACAAUAAUAGGACCAUCAAGUCCAACACAAAGUGUUCCUGGUCGUCGAACACCUUUGGGUGUUGUCGGAAUUAGUGGAUUGUAUUGCCAAACAACAUCAUCUAAUAGCAAUAUGGCACAGUCGUCACAUCAAAGUGAGAACACGAAUCCUGAACGUAAUAUUUCUUCAAGAUCUGGACCAUAUUCAAGUGGUGAUAUACCAACUGGAAUUGGAAAUAGAAUUAGUGUUGGAAAUAAUGGUAAUGCCAGUAUGAUUCCUGGUGGUAUCAAUACUACAAGUGCUCAUACUGGGAAACAAAAAAAUCGUCAAGGAAAAUCGGUUCGUUUAAAUAUAAAUGCUCGUGAACGUCGUCGGAUGCAUGAUUUAAAUGACGCCUUGGAUGAAUUACGUUCUGUUAUACCAUAUGCUCAUUCACCAUCUGUAAGAAAAUUGUCAAAAAUUGCUACACUUUUAUUAGCUAAAAAUUAUAUAUUAAUGCAACAAAAUGCUUUGGAUGAAUUAAGGCGACUAUUGGCGUAUAUACAAAAUGCAACUGGUGCCGCUCCUAUUGAUAUGGCUACUUUACCAGCUGCUGCAAAAUUACAAGCAUUAUUGCAAGAGCCACACGAUGAUAAUUCCGGAUUGCAAUAAUCAAAACCGUAUAUAACGUCUCAAUGCUUUAAUAAGUAUUCAUAUUCAAAUAAAUAUUUAUAUAAAUACAAUAUUUUACGGAGCACAAAUUAUUUAUUGAUAUGAUAAUUUUAAUUACUAAAAGCAUAAAAUAUCCAAAUUUAAUGUGAGUUUAGAAAUAUUACCAUUCAGUAUUUACCAUAUGUAUUUAAAAACCAAUUAUUUAUUUUAUAUUACAUAUUAAUUAUUUUAUAUAGAGCUGCCAAUUAAGCAUAAGUAUAAUAAUUCUAAGUCAUUAAUUAGACAUGUAAUUUAAGAUCCACA
Condylostylus longicornis is the source of this 1611-nucleotide messenger RNA. RefSeq names its product class E basic helix-loop-helix protein 22 (gene Oli). NCBI's taxonomy places the organism in Eukaryota, Metazoa, Arthropoda, Insecta, Diptera, Dolichopodidae. Bases 556 to 1308 code for a protein of 250 amino acids. Gene Ontology annotation, molecular function: protein dimerization activity. The record is from RefSeq and is a predicted model, not a curated record. The transcript is spliced from 4 exons.